AUGGCACCUUCAGCGACCCUCACCGGCUCUCACCUAGCGAAUGGUGACAUUCCGGUUGUUAAACAGGCCAUAGUCAGUCAGGUCGAAGUUGCCAACGGAGACGUCGACGGUUCAGAUCUUGACAAACCGGCUUCCACAUUGACUCGGUACAAGAAUCCUUCGCUAUACGUUACACCCGAACACAGCGUUUAUCUCGCUGAAAGCUCGAUACCGAAGCCAUCAGCAAGUGAAGUCCUAAUUCAUGUUCGUGCCACUGGUAUUUGCGGAUCAGAUCUUCAUCUGUGGCACAGAGGAGCUAUUGGCCCUCUAAUCGUCGACCACUCGCACAUCUUGGGCCACGAAGCAUCCGGCGUCGUGCUCGAGGUUGGGUCGGCUGUGACACAUCUCAAACCCGGAGACAGGAUAGCCAUCGAGCCCCAGGUCCCGUGUCAGACAUGCUUCUUGUGCACCUCGGGCAAGUACAAUUUGUGCGAGAAGGUGACAUUUUCUGGAGUGUGCCACGGUGGCACAAUCAGGCGGUUCUUGACACACGAGGCUCGCUAUUGUCACAAGAUGCCUGACAGCAUGACGUUUGCACAAGGUGCUCUCUUGGAGCCGUUGUCGGUCAUUCUGCACGCCAUACGACAGUGUAAGGGGUCCAUAGGAAUAGGCCAGCCAGCCUUGGUUUGUGGUGCUGGCCCGAUCGGUCUGAUCGCCUUGGCCGCCGCAAGAGCAUCUGGCGCCUGGCCUCUGGUGAUCACGGACGUGGACGAGUCGCGGUUGGAAUUCGCGAAACAAUUUGUUCCAGGGUGCCAAACGUACCACGUCCAAACUUCAGAGAGCCCCCUACAGGCGUCUGAGGAGAUCAGGCUCCUCUUCGGAUGUGCAGGCGGCCGCGACGUCAACAAGGGUAUUCCCGACAUCAACGAAUACUACGCACCCUCAACGGUACUAGAGUGCACGGGCAUCGAGUCCAGCGUGGUCACCGCCGCGUACACCUGUCGACGAGCCGGCGUCGUCAUGGUCGUCGGGGUCGGUCGGAGCGUCAUGAACAAUCUCCCCUUUAUGCACCUCAGCUUGGCGGAAAUCCAACUCAAAUUCAUCAACCGGUACAACGACACGUGGCCGGCCGGCAUCAAUGCCCUGGCAAACAGCCAAGUACUGAACCUCGACUCGUUGGUGACACACAGAUUCCCACUGGAACAGGCUGUCGAGGCUCUGGAAUUGUCGGCCGAUCGGACGAAAAGGAGUAUCAAAGUCCAGAUAGUGGACGACCAGGAUAUUCAGGUAUGA
This is a messenger RNA of Fonsecaea pedrosoi CBS 271.37, 1272 nucleotides long. RefSeq lists its product as uncharacterized. The transcript has a single exon. NCBI's taxonomy places the organism in Eukaryota, Fungi, Ascomycota, Eurotiomycetes, Chaetothyriales, Herpotrichiellaceae. Gene Ontology annotation, biological process: D-sorbitol catabolic process. Bases 1 to 1272 code for a protein of 423 amino acids. The record is from RefSeq and is a predicted model, not a curated record. Gene Ontology annotation, molecular function: zinc ion binding; L-iditol 2-dehydrogenase (NAD+) activity.